Messenger RNA from Rosa rugosa (rugosa rose), 816 nucleotides. Its product is annotated as glycine-rich RNA-binding protein 4, mitochondrial-like. NCBI's taxonomy places the organism in Eukaryota, Viridiplantae, Streptophyta, Magnoliopsida, Rosales, Rosaceae. The transcript is spliced from 4 exons. Gene Ontology annotation, molecular function: RNA binding. Bases 162 to 446 code for a protein of 94 amino acids. The record is from RefSeq and is a predicted model, not a curated record.
GCCAACAGGCCCAAAAGAAACUCCAGACUAGUUGGGCCGGGCAACUCCAUGUCAGUGAUCAAGAAACCCGACUCUUGCUCAACCCCAUACGCUAGCCUCUGCUUCCAGAAGCCGUCUUCACUUCGGCAAGGUGAACAGAAUCUGCGAUUUGGGUUUGACAGAUGGCUAAAAGAUUAAGCUCGAAGCUCUUCGUCAGCAGAUUAUCAUCAUACACCACUAAUGAAGGACUCAGGCAGAUGUUUUUACCUUUUGGAGAUGUCACAGAAGCUAGGUUAGUUAUAGACCGUGAAACUCAAAGGCCCAAAGGUUUUGGUUUUGUGACAUACAAGUCUGAGGUUGAGGCACAGAAGGCUAUGAAGGUCAUGGAUGGCAGGAUGGUUAAUGGGAGGCUGCUUUUUGUUGAAGUUGCAGAGACUGAAAGGCAUCCAAAGGAUAUCAGCUCUUGAUAGUCAUUAUGUUGUUCGAUAUGUGUAAAUCUUUGCCAGUUGUUCCGAAUUUGGUAGAUUAGUAUGAUUUACUGAAACUCUGAAAGUUCUUUGAACUCUUUGUUCGCUUUGAUCUUCUAUAAUAUAACUCUGAUUUCACAGCAGCAACAUUUCCUCAGUUUUUAGUCUUUCUUUCAAGGCAUGAUUGAACUUUUGUUGGAGGACAUCUUUUACUACUGAAUUUAAUAGAGCGUUUGCUCAUGUACAGUACAUUAGUUGCUCUACCUAUCUCAUUGGAACAAGGCUGUCUUCUGCAUCACAGAGGUGGAGUAACACCUCUACUUCUAUAACUUUUGGGUUGUUGUUUCUCUACUGUAUUGGAGUCCUGAUG